This is a messenger RNA of Cynara cardunculus var. scolymus (artichoke), 1652 nucleotides long. RefSeq names its product transcription factor PCL1-like. Gene Ontology annotation, cellular component: nucleus. Gene Ontology annotation, molecular function: DNA binding; DNA-binding transcription factor activity. NCBI's taxonomy places the organism in Eukaryota, Viridiplantae, Streptophyta, Magnoliopsida, Asterales, Asteraceae. The coding region runs from base 200 to 1201 and encodes 333 amino acids. Gene Ontology annotation, biological process: regulation of DNA-templated transcription. The record is from RefSeq and is a predicted model, not a curated record. The transcript has 2 exons.
AUUUCCUAAAAAUAUCUAAGUCGGUACUUUUCCUUCCCUAAAAACACCAUUUUAACAAUAAAUAAUACAUCUAACCUAUCAAAUAUCUCACAACAGUUGAUGUGGAUCCCGUUUCUUCCACUUUUUCAUCUCAAAUCUGUACAAUUUUCCUCCAGGAUUGAUGAUUUCUUGAGUUUUUUGUGAAUUUUGAUCUAGUUUUAUGGGAGAAGAAGUCAGAAUUACUGAAUAUGAUGUCCGUGGCGGUGGCGGUGGCGGUGGCGGUGGCGGUGGCGGUGGCGGUGGCGGUGGCGAGGAUGAUGAUCGAGUUUUCGAGUGGGAGGCAGGGUUGCCGAACGUAGAUGAUUUGACGCCGUUGUCACAGUCGUUGAUCUCUGCGGAGUUGUUGUCGGCGUUCAGCAUAACGCCGCAGCCUUACCGGAGUAUGAUUGACGUCAAUCGUGCUUCUCAGAACACGCUCUCGAAUAUGCGAGGGGCGUUGGAGAAACAGUCGUCGACCAAAUAUAAUAGUUUCAAGUCGUUUAGUGAUGAUAAAGGAUAUGAUGAGAUGGUUGUGGAAGGGGAGGAAACCGCCGAUCAUGGUUCGGAUACGCGGAAAUUACGGAGAGUCGAUAGUGGCGGUGAUGGCGGUGGAGCCGGUGAGGAAGCUGAAUCCGCUUUGCUUGCCGAUGAUUCGUCGGCGAGGACAUCGAAACGGCCUCGUUUGGUCUGGACACCGCAAUUGCAUAAGCGAUUUGUUGAUGUUGUAGCGCAUUUGGGCGUGAAAAACGCCGUUCCUAAAACAAUUAUGCAGUUGAUGAAUGUUGAAGGAUUGACGCGAGAGAACGUCGCGAGUCAUCUUCAGAAGUAUAGGCUAUAUCUGAAGAGGAUGCAGGGUUUAUCUACCCAAGGUCCUUCGUCUUCAGAUUACCUUUUUGCUUCAACUCCGAUUCCUCAGAACUUGCAGGAAUCCGGCGGUGGUAAUGGACAUCGUUAUGCUCCAGGGACAACUCCGGUGCCUUACCCGGCCCAUAUGGUUCCUAUGCCUUACCCAUCACCUCAGAUGGUUCCUAAUUCUGCAGUGGGUGAUGGGGGUGCUUACCAUCAUGGAUAUGAAUCCCAUUCGUAUCCAUAUAACAUGACUAUGCAGCAGAGAGACUGGUCUGGAAAUAAGUUUGCUUCAGUUUCAGCGUAUCAGCAUCGUACGACUCCUAAUGAUAAAUAGAAACUCUCUACUCCUUGGAAAUUACCCAAGCAAUGGAGGGAUGUCCGUAGGGUAUGAUCAAGUCUAAACAUCAUGUAACCAUAACAAGAUCUUAUAACCCGAUCUUGAUUACCCAAAAGACCCUAUCGUCAUUAUCUUUUUCCUAAAGAACAAGAGAAGUUCGCCUGAGAGUAAGUAUACCUUUGAUAACUCGUCUUACAUCGAUGGAAAACAUAUUUUAUGAGCUUCUUAUAAGUCAAGGUUGUGAGCCACUAAUAACUUCCACGAUGAUUUUAAGUUGAUUUAGAAGUUAUUGGCUAGUGCUAGUCUACUGUUUUGGACUUUCACAAAUUGGGUCUCUACAGGAACAACUUCUCCGAUGAAAAGAUUGCUUAAACUUUAUCCCUCCCAAACCCUACUUCAAUAUGUGAUUUACGUGGUUCAUAUAAUUUGAUUAGGUUUUUAUUGUUUU